This is a messenger RNA of Jatropha curcas, 1093 nucleotides long. RefSeq names its product bark storage protein A-like (gene VSP1). Gene Ontology annotation, biological process: nucleoside metabolic process. The record is from RefSeq and is marked provisional. NCBI's taxonomy places the organism in Eukaryota, Viridiplantae, Streptophyta, Magnoliopsida, Malpighiales, Euphorbiaceae. Gene Ontology annotation, molecular function: catalytic activity.
AUCCCAUCUAACUCUUCACUCUUAAUCUUCUUCUCCUUCUUCUACCAACACUCUCUAAUAAGGAAAAUAUCAAAUGGCUAUGGCAUCGGUGGUGGUAUUGCUUGGGCUGUUGGCAAUGGCGGUCCAACCGUCCAUACAACAGGAUAUACUAAAUCCUGUGGUUGGCUCUUCAAAGAAGAUCAAUGCAGUCUCUGCUUUUGGGCUUAUUGUGACUUCCAGCACUGCUGAGAAAGCACUUAACGACUCUGGGAUUUUCACUGUUGACUCUUAUGUUGACAUGAAAGGAAGGAGAUAUUUGAUGGGAACUAUCUCUGGAGCUAAUGUUGUUUACGUAAACUCUGCCAAUCGUCCAAUGGUAAACGUGGGGUUAACACUGCAACAAAUGGUUGAACUAUUUAAUAUUCGAGGAAUAAUUCACUUCGGCAGUGCUGGAGGAAUCAGGAAUUCCUUGACUGUUGGAACUGUGGUUGCUCCUGCUCUUAUUGGCCACACUGGAGUUUGGACUUGGAACAAACAUGGAGAAUCAAAUGGGCAACUCGUGUUUGGAAAAUUCAAUAGUCCUGAAAAUGGUGAUAAUUUGUUGGGAAGUGUUGAGUUUGGAGGUUCUGAGGUUUACAGACAAGGAAGCUUGGAGAAGAACCAAUUCUGGCUUGCCCCUAAUGCAAGAUGGUUAUGGCUUGCCUCUAAAAUUGAGGGUGUUGUGACUGGACUGAAGGCUGCAAGUUCUGAUAUCUACGUUAAGAACUAUGCAUACAGAGAGUUCUUAUGGUAUACAUUUAAGGCCUCAACUGUCGAUACGACUAGCUCUGCUGUCGCUUUGGGUGCUAUCUCAAACGACCUGCCGUUCAUUGUAUUCCGGGGAGUCGCGAACACUGCUGGCGCUUCUGACCAGAGCAACGGCACUUUGGCAAACGAAAAUGCUGUGAAAGCCGUCAACCGCUUCAUUUUUCUGGCUACUGUUCCCCGAGAAGUUUAUGAGGACUAGUACUCUGAGACAUGCGUCAAGUCGUUUGAGUACUAAAUAACUGACCAUUUGUACUCGAAUGGAUUUUGUAAUGGUCACUUUUCUUUAAAUGAAAGUAAAUUAUGCUAA